This is a messenger RNA of Lates calcarifer (barramundi perch), 1464 nucleotides long. RefSeq lists its product as uncharacterized. The record is from RefSeq and is a predicted model, not a curated record. The transcript is spliced from 5 exons. Bases 448 to 1464 code for a protein of 338 amino acids. Lineage: Eukaryota; Metazoa; Chordata; Actinopteri; Centropomidae.
CAUGGUUUUGCAAUCACUGCUGUUUGAUUUCAUAUUGAUUUCCUUUGGCAGGCGGAAGCGUUGUCAGUGCUCACUCCUGCUCAGGUGGCACAGCUGACACUGAGCUCAGGGGCCUUGAAUGACACAGACCAAAUCGACCACGUGUUUGAGCGACUUGAGGAGGGCAAUGCUCUGGAAAAUGUGGAUGAAUUCCUGGAAGAGCUGACAGCAAAUGGAAAGGUAGGCUACAUUUGACACUGGGGCAAGAAGGACAAUCCUGGGCUUUUAGAUAUGGAUCAACGCCUCUACAGCAGUUGUUGGGGACUCAUUCACAUCAAACAUUUACUUACAUCCCAUCUAGUCUCCUGUGAGGAGUACUUGCAGCAUGUAAACUGUGUGGUGUUUAAGUCUUCCUGUGUUGUCAUUUGACAGGACCCUGAUUUCCAACCUGCUGUGAGAGAUCACCUAAUGAACAGGACCUUCAGCAUCAUCGCUCCCCAUUUCCCCAAGUUCAAGACAGACGACUGGUUCGCUUGGUUCCACGUGAAGCUGGUUACUCUGCUCCCAAGUUUCAGCGCAGUGAUGCUCAAGAAUGCUACCUCAGAUAUAAACUGCACAAACUACCAUGUUGUUGUGAGCGGGAUGGCCAAAGCUUUCCCUUCAAUAUCCUCGCAGGGACAAGAAGAAAUCACAGAUGUAAUGGUGGGCUACCUGAAAAAAUCUGUCAGUGUCAUCAACACGCCAGUUUGCAGGCAGGGAAUUCAGAGUGAUGCCCAGUGGCUUGAGAAAAACUUGGGUCCAUUUUCCACACGUGCUAAAUACUCUGACCUCAAAGUAUUCAACAUCUCUGGGGUGGCAGUUGUGGAAAACCUCUCACCAAAGCAGAAAGCUGAGCUGAUCCUGGAUCCAGACAGUAACGCUUUGGAGAAUGAGAACAUCGUAAGAGAGGUGUUCACAAGCUUGACAGAGUCCCCUGAUACUGAGCAGCUCAGUCAGUUUUUCCAGGCUUACAGUGACAUCAACAAGCAGAGAAACAUCACCAUCGUGGAAAAUCCAGCUGUACGAGACAUCAUCUUGAACCUGACCUUGACAGCCCUUGCUCCUGAAUUUGAAGACUUUGGGCCUGAAGACUAUAAGCUGUGGUUCCAGGUCUAUUUGGUCACUGUGAUGGCCAGCCUCCAUCCUGGCAGCUUGGCGGUGAUCCCCAGUAACAUCAGUUGUGCAUCCUACGCAGCCAUGUACGAAAUCAUAUUUCUCAAGUCCAAAGUCAGACACUUUGGAUUUUGCACGAUGUCAAAGUGUGGCUUCAGACAAGUCACAAAAAUGUGUGUUUUCUUCCCUCAGACUCACUGGCCUCGAGCAAAGUUUGAAAAUCCUGCCACUGCUGCUUUCACGGGGUGUGAGAUCAAGCAGAGAGUCACUCAAGGAGACAUUCGCACGUACGUUGACAUCAUUUUUCAGAUAAGCCAAUUACCACUGCUAUGA